Molecule: messenger RNA, 789 nt
Organism: Lactuca saligna
Lineage: Eukaryota; Viridiplantae; Streptophyta; Magnoliopsida; Asterales; Asteraceae
Source: the annotation of a GenBank genome assembly
CGGGUUUGCAUGGGGUACAUAUUUCUAGACCUAUACUUCGCGGUUGAUGCAUGGAAUGUUUAAGAAAAUAGAAGAAUUUAGACUAUUCAAGUUGGUCAAUCCUGAAUCCAAGAAAGUACACAAGUAUAUUGUUCCCGGUUUUAUGCUUCCGUUUAAGGUUAGUUUCUAAUGCAUUUAAAUAGUUAUCAUAGUUCUGUUUAUGCUUACAUUUUUUUUACAUAGAUAUGGAUUUUGGAUACGUUCCUUGAGGAAACCCAAUUUUAUAUACACACGCAGACAUAAUUGCCACAGAUGAGGUCGUGGAGAAGUAAAACACCGUUAACUUGGGUUCAAUGUUGUCGAAUAAUCAACGUGUCUUUGCCUAACAACCAACAUAUUUAUGUCGUGGCAAACCCGACGGAGCUGAUGUUGUUGUUUUAUGUUUGCUAUGUGAACUGGACUCUUAACCAUGAAGAGUCUUCCCCACGAUCGUGUAUUAAAGAAAAAGAUGAGCCAGACACAGGGUUUGGAGAGGAAAAGGAAGAGGAGGAAGAAACAUAUUACCAUGGUACACAGUUGAACCAUGAUGAUUUAGGUAGUCAUGGUUUGGAGGGGGAAAUUAGGUAUACUCCUACGCAUGUUGAGUUGUCACUCGAUGUUGGUGAACAUCACACAAAAACAAUGACUCUUAUUGGUAGGCCACAUCGAAAGAGGGGUGUUCCUUGAACACCUGAAGAUCUUAAGAAAGUUUCUAAGAAGAUUCAAAAGUUUUCAGAUGGGUGUUCUUUGCGUGUUCUUCAUGAAAACUAG